CCCUUACUCAGAGGGCAAGAUCUACGGUGAUGCAAGAACAUACGAUCCGGAUUUUAAGGGUCCUAUUGCCAAGAGCCUGGGUCAAUGGCGACCCCAGGAGAGUGGCCUAUCCUACAGACAGCCAGGGCCAAUUUUGUGGCCAAAAGGGCACCUCUAAUGAGAACAAGACCAUUUUGUUUUACUUUAACCUGCUCAGCUGUGCCAGUCCCUCUGUGGUGGUGAACCUACAGUGCCCUACCACACAGAUCUGUGUUUCCAAGUGCCCAGAAAAAUUUUUAACCUACAUGGAAAUACAAUUCACAUACAGAAGAGACAGAAACUACUGGGCGUACUACAGCCAGUUCUGCAAGUCCGCUAUUCUUAAGCCUGCGAAGACUCUCACACAAGUUUUACUGGAUAAUGAUUGUCCGACAGCGAUUUUUCCAAGCAGACCGUUUCUCCAGAGAUGCUUCCCUGACUUCUCUACUCAAAAUGGCACUUUAACUGUAGGAAAUAAGACAGUAUUUGAAGACGGAAGUGGAAGGACAAGAAAUGCUGUUGAACUCAGGGCAGCUGCGAAUGGUGUCAAUAGAGUCCUUGAUGCGAGGGCAAUUGGAAUAAAAGUGUUUGAAGACUAUGCGACAACUUGGUAUUGGAUUCUCAUCGGCCUGACCAUCGCCAUGCUCCUCAGCUGGUUGUUCGUGAUACUCCUGAGGUUCACAGCUGGAUUCCUCUUCUGGGUCUUUACCCUCGGUGUGAUUGGGAUUAUAGCUUAUGGAAUAUGGCACUGUUACCAGGAAUACAGUGAUCUUCAGGGACAGCCGAAUGCUCACUUAACUCUAUACAACAUCGGGAUUCAGACUGAUAUAAGCAUGUACUUCCAACUGAGACAAACAUGGUUCGCAUUUAUGAUAAUACUCUGCAUCCUUGAAGUGUUCGUCCUCCUCAUGCUGAUCUUCCUCAGGAACCGAAUCCGCAUCUCCAUCGCCCUCCUGAAGGAGGGGAGCAAAGCCAUUGGAUAUAUCCCUACUACAUUAAUUUAUCCAGUUUUAACUUUCAUCUUCCUCUCAAUCUGCAUUUCCUACUGGGCUGUGAUAGCAAUUUACUUGGCUACAUCAGGGGUACCUAUAUACAAAGUCAUAACUCCAGAGGGGCAAUGUAAACAUGAAAAUAAAACCUGUGACCCAAAGAUUUUUAAUACAACUGAAGUUGCCAAAGCUUGCCCUGGGGCUCAGUGUAACUUUGCUUUCUAUGGUGGAAAAAGCUUGUACCAUCAGUACAUUACUACCUUCCAGAUAUUCAACCUAUUCGUCUUUCUCUGGCUUAUAAACUUUGUCAUUGCAUUGGGUCAGUGUGCCCUAGCUGGUGCCUUUGCUUCCUAUUACUGGGCCUUGAAGAAACCUGAUGACAUCCCACCAUAUCCACUUUUUAAUGCAUUUGGACGAGCCAUACGAUAUCACACAGGAUCCCUAGCAUUUGGAUCUUUAAUUCUUGCAACAGUUCAAAUGUUUAGAUUAAUCCUAGAGUACUUGGACAAACGUCUUAAACAGGCCCAGAGCAACAUCUCUAAAUUCCUAAAAUGCUGCCUGAGAUGCUGUUUCUGGUGUUUGGAAAAAGCAGUACGGUUUUUGAACAGAAAUGCCUAUGUUAUGAUCGCAAUAUAUGGCAAAAACUUCUGCAGGUCAGCAAGAGAUGCUUUCAAUCUGCUGAUGAGAAACAUUUUAAAAGUUGCAGUUAUGGAUAGAGUUACCGACUUUGUACUCAUCCUGGGGAAGAUUCUAGUUGCUGGGUGCAUAGGUGUCCUGGCCUUUCUACUCUUCACGCAAAGACUCCCAAUGAUUAUAGAAGGACCAACAUCUUUAAAUUACUACUGGGUACCCUUGCUGACAGUCAUCAUUGGAUCUUACCUAAUUGCACAUGGGUUCUUCAGCGUCUAUGCAAUGUGUAUUGAAACAAUCUUCAUCUGCUUCUUGGAAGAUUUAGAAAGAAACGAUGGUUCUACUGAAAGACCCUAUUACAUGAGUCAGUCUCUGCUGAAGAUUUUGAAAGAGCAAAAUGCACAAACUGAGAAGCAGUAGAAGUGCAAACGCUGGUCAUCCUGCAGCGGUGUUACCUCUCCUUCAUCUGCUGUGUCUGUGCUCCUCUGGUUUCAUAAGUGCUUUGUGUAUGGAACACUGGAUUCAUGACCUUGUUGGCUUUUUGUGCAUGUUUUAUACCAAAGCUUAUACUGUAAUAUGUGAAGCCAUCAGAAGUCGCAAGGGAAUUGUUAAUAACAUGGAACAUUUUUUAUACCGAGAUCUUUUGGUUUGUAAUUCAUUUUUAAAUAGAGUGGCUUGGAUGUUUUAAAAAUGCUAGUGGAUAUGUGAAUAUUGUUUUAAGUCUUAGAUUGAAAAAUGAUACAUUGUUUGGAUAGCUCCUAAUAUAUUUUUAAAACUACAACUAAAUGACUUCUGCAGGGAAAAUUGGUAAACAAAGUGAAAUAGAAGAUUUUAAAGUUUUCCCCACUCCUGUUUGACAGUAAAUCAGUAAGAGGAGCGCCCCACUCCAGAUUUUGCUCUAAGGAUAGACUGUUUCCUAUUAAACAAAUUGUCAAUCAUCCAGCCUUUACUACUUCGUCCUCUCUGACAAAGUGCCUUACUGGCUGUUUAAUAUUACCCAGCUUUUGUGGGCAAGUUUACAAACAUUGUUAAAAAAAAAAAAAAACCUGCAAUGUUCAGUGACUGAAAGAAGUCUUCUUGCAUUUGUUUUCCUCUUCGCUCACUGGUUGGAAACUCCUUGUCAUUUCAGUAGGUUUGAUAUCCUCACUAGACAGAGGACAUUUGCAGCAUAAACAAUUUCCCUUGCGCCUAGUGGACACUCACGAAUGUGUACUAUACGCAAGAAAAAACCUGAACGGACACUUGUUGGGCUUGUUGUUCUUUUUUUUACUACAAGUGAGUUUAAAAUGUAAUCUUUUCUAUGGUAGAUCUUUGAAAAUACAAUAGGUGCGAGACUACAUUUCUCAGUGUUUUACACAGAGUAGAAAGGGAAAUUUUAAGAAAUUACAAAGGGAAACUUUACUCCUAGAAAGGGUGCUCACAGAUGACACGGACUGAAUAGCUCCAUUUUAAAUGAUUUUAACAUUAUCAGGUGUUCUAUGUGUUAUUUCCAUUUUCUAACUUUUGAUAUGAAAUAAUCAGUGUACUUAUGUUACUUUUUAUUGUGCUAAUAUAAACAGGAACAUAAUUUCUAAUUCAAUUUUAAAUAAUUUUAUUAGUACUACUAACUUUAAAGAAAAUGAGUUCAGUGUGUUAGUGUUAUAGAAAGAGUCCAUAAAACAUUCACCCUAAGGGAAUGUCAAUUGCAUAAUGAUAAUUUGUGAAAGCUCUGAGAAUCAACAGCAAGUUACUGGCAGUUUAUCUAUUAUCACAUCUAACUGUGACUUUGGACAUUCUUUUAUGCCAAAAACAAACUCACAUGAGCACAUGACAGUCUGAGCUCUAUAAUCAGUGUGCUUCUGCUGUGCAGAAAUAUU
Camelus dromedarius (Arabian camel) is the source of this 3493-nucleotide messenger RNA. It is a transcript of the gene SLC44A5, whose product is annotated as solute carrier family 44 member 5. Bases 30 to 2057 code for a protein of 675 amino acids. NCBI's taxonomy places the organism in Eukaryota, Metazoa, Chordata, Mammalia, Artiodactyla, Camelidae. Gene Ontology annotation, biological process: transmembrane transport. Gene Ontology annotation, molecular function: transmembrane transporter activity. The record is from RefSeq and is a predicted model, not a curated record. The transcript is spliced from 21 exons.